AAAAGAAAAAUAUAUAGAACCUCCUCUUUUUUGGAAAUCGAGUAAAAAAAAAUACGUGAGCGAAUUAACCGUCGUCCGAGACUGCGUGCCUACAUGCAGUGAAAAGGAGUGGUGGGGAGCUCGUACCUUUUGCUGUGACACCGACGAGUGUAAUAGCGCUUUCACACGAAGUCCUGCGAUCGCUCUUAUCGCACUAGCGAUCGUUCUCGUCUUCGCGCGC
Brenthis ino (lesser marbled fritillary) is the source of this 220-nucleotide messenger RNA. NCBI's taxonomy places the organism in Eukaryota, Metazoa, Arthropoda, Insecta, Lepidoptera, Nymphalidae. The record is from the annotation of a GenBank genome assembly.